Messenger RNA from Pestalotiopsis fici W106-1, 1701 nucleotides. RefSeq lists its product as uncharacterized. Lineage: Eukaryota; Fungi; Ascomycota; Sordariomycetes; Amphisphaeriales; Sporocadaceae. Gene Ontology annotation, molecular function: zinc ion binding; DNA binding; DNA-binding transcription factor activity, RNA polymerase II-specific. Bases 1 to 1701 code for a protein of 566 amino acids. The record is from RefSeq and is a predicted model, not a curated record. Gene Ontology annotation, cellular component: nucleus. The transcript has a single exon. Gene Ontology annotation, biological process: regulation of DNA-templated transcription; DNA-templated transcription.
AUGACUCUCUCUCCAGCUGUCACGUCUCCGACUGAGAGGAGGAGCAACCCGGAGCCUAGAAAAAAGCGGAAACGGUCCAGCCGGGGCUGUCUCCCCUGCAAGACCCGCAAGGUGAAGUGUGACGAGAAUCCCGAAGCAUGCUCCAAUUGCACCCGUCUUGGGUUUGAAUGCCAAUAUGAAGAUGGUUCAUCAGAAAGUGUCACAUCUUUAACCAAGAAGCGUACGCGGCAGGCAUGCGUGCUAUGCAGGAACUCCAAACUACGAUGUUCUGGGAGUUGGCCCAAGUGUGACAGGUGCCACUCACACGAACUUGACUGUGUCUACGAGAAAGUUGGCACCGGUAUGACAACAGUGUCUGAAGAACCUGCUUCUCCAUUCGCCCGUGGUCAGAUCGAAGGUCAAACAGAGAUACACCAUCCCGAGUCCACUUCUCUGGACCUGCGGCGAAGUAUCUUACAGAUUCAUAUUGACGCAUUUUUCCAUCAUGUCUGGACAACUUCGGCUUUCAACUUUAUACACAAGGGCUCAUUUCUGAGGUCCUGGCAUACUGGUGCCAUGGCAAAGAACCUGGUACGAGUCGUCACGAGCGUAUCUUCUCGCUUCGUGUCCAACAGACCUCGCUCAGAUAACGGAGACUCCUUUGAUUAUCCUGGGCCCAAGUGGCUCGCCGAUGUUGAGUUGGCAGUCUUCCGCGAUCUCAGCUCCCUCUCCAUUCCCCGACUGCAGAUCCUUCUACUUCUUAUUUUUGACCAUCUGGCUUCCGGUCGCCUGGUCACGGCAUGGAACCUCUUGGCCUUGGCCAGUACUCAUGCCUUUGCGCUCAAACUGAACCACCCAACAGAUGCCGUUCUUCCUACCAACCAGGAGUGUCGUCGGCGUUUGAUAUGGUGCGUCUAUUAUCUAGACAAGGUAAUCGGAUGUGAGGGUCUCGGGUAUCCAUCACAGUGCCCGCGCGAGAAAAUCCGGGUGACUCUGCCUUGUGAUGACCGACUAUUUGGCCUCGAGCAGGAGACUGCGACUCCUUACCUUCAAGAUAUGGUUUCUGAGAGCUUACAAAAUCUGGAAUCUCUUGGCGUGACGGCAUAUUUGAUUCGCAUACUCGAUCUGCGUGAACAAAUCCAAAUCUUUCUCCAAUUUGAGGGCAAGGACAAGACCACCGCGGGUCUUUGGGACGAUGGCGGCCGCUUUAUGGACUUGAGACGGCAACUCGCCGAGUUCCAGAAUCUCUUGCCUCCAGAAAUGCGUAACAACGAGAGAGCCUUGUUCUUACGGGCAUCCACACCUGACGCUGGAGUGUAUACCAUGGUCCAUAGCUGGCUUCAUACAGCUGCUUGCGAACUGUAUCUCCACUUUCUCGAGCCGACCACGUCAGCUGAUCAAAAUGUUUCUCCGGACAAAGGCUACGACCAAGCGCUUUUGGAUCGCUGUCGGGACGAGUUGGCGCGCCAUGCAAACACCCUUCAUCAGUUCUGGGCUCGUCUACACUCGGUUCAGCGGUAUUCUGAGCGUUUCUUUGUGACUGAUACGACAAUAGCACGUUGUGUCUAUAUCAAUACUCGGUCAAUGCUACUCCUCACGAGAUACCAAACUGAGACUUCGGGGCUAGCCAAGACGCCACUUCAUCUAAACCUCGAAAUCCUAGAGCCAUUGGCCCAAGUGAGUCCUUAUGUUGGUUCAUGGGUAAGCCAUCACCACUCCUAG